CCGCUGCCCUCUCCAUCGUGGGCAGGCCCUGGAUGAUCCUGCUGGCCAUGAGGCUCCUCCUGAUGGCCCUGAUGACCGCAACCCUGGCAGCAGCCCAGCCGAGGCCUAGAGAGCAGGUCACCCCAGGGGGACCAGAGGCCCAGCUGAUGUGCCACAUCUGCGAGGUGAAGAAUAACUACCUGUGUGAGAACCCAGUGCCCUGCGAGUGGAAUGAGACCUACUGCCUGCUGGUGGCCUUGCGGAUCGACAAAUACAACGUGCUCGUUUCCAAGACCUGCUCCUUGUACUGUCCCUUCACCAAAGAAAUCAGAAGGGAAUUCUCGGCGUCCUCCUUCGAGUAUGCUCAGUGCUGCAGCCGCAACCUGUGCAACAUGCCCAGUUCAGGCAGUGGUCCCCUGAAUCACUGGGGGAUGUUGAUGUUGCUGGGGACCCUCGGCCUCGGUUUCCUCACCCCCAGGGCCGGGCUGGGGCUGGGGAGAGGGGUGGUGCUGUGGGACUCCCCCCAUAGAGGCUAAGCUGCCCCCCAUCCCUGCUGGGAGAAGGGCCACAGAGUCAGGGCAGGGCCUUCCAGGGCCUGCAGCUCCCAGUGUUGGUGGCAGAGAAGGCCAGAGGCUCUUUCCCUACUGGAAACCGCACAUCCGCUCCCCACGGCCUGAAAUGGAGCCAGCCAGUGGGCAUUCUGGUUCGGUGAUGAAA
Tachyglossus aculeatus (Australian echidna) is the source of this 696-nucleotide messenger RNA. It is a transcript of the gene LY6K, whose product is annotated as lymphocyte antigen 6 family member K. The record is from RefSeq and is a predicted model, not a curated record. Bases 33 to 515 code for a protein of 160 amino acids. NCBI's taxonomy places the organism in Eukaryota, Metazoa, Chordata, Mammalia, Monotremata, Tachyglossidae. Gene Ontology annotation, cellular component: acrosomal vesicle. The transcript has 3 exons. Gene Ontology annotation, biological process: binding of sperm to zona pellucida.